GUGUGUGCGCAGGCGGCUUGGGGGCCGGAGUUUUGGGUUACGGCGGGCGGUGACUGGCCAGGCGGCGGCCGAGGUCGGCGGCGCAUCAGUCUCCCGGGAGACGGCGGCGGCGAGGGCGCUGCAACCAGUGUUCUCUCAGCUUUGGUCGCAGAACCCUACGGGCUCGAGGCCUUCCCAUGGAUUCCCAGAAAGAAGCUCUACAAAGGAUUAUCACAACUCUGGCAAGCAAAAAUGAUGAAAUCCAGAAUUUUAUCGAUACUCUAAAUCAUACAUUAAAAGGAGUUCAGGCCAACUCUUCUAACAUACUUUUAGAAUUAGAUGAGGAAUUUGAUGGUCUUUAUUCUAUAUUGGAUGAGAUGAAAGAAAGUAUGACUAAUUCUAUCAAGCAAGAACAAGCUCGUAAAUCACAAGAACUACAGAGUCAGCUUACCCAAUGUAAUAAUGCCCUGGAGAAUUCUGAAGAGCUACUAGAAUUUGCUUCAAGGUCACUAGAUAUAAAAGAACCAGAAGAAUUCUCAAAGGCUGCCAGACAGAUCAAAGAUAGAGUCACAAUGGCUUCAGCUUUUCGCCUUUCUUUGAAACCAAAGGUCAGUGAUAACAUGACUCACCUAAUGGUGGAUUUUUCUCAGGAAAGACAGAUGCUCCAGACUUUGAAGUUUCUGCCAGUUCCCAAAGCUCCAGAGAUAGAUCCUGUAGAGUGUCUGGUAGCUGACAAUUGUGUAACAGUUGCUUGGAAGAUGCCAGAGGAAGAUAACAAGAUCGAUCAUUUUAUACUAGAAUACAGGAAAACGAAUUUUGAUGGACUUCCACGUGUAAAGGAUGAGAGAUGCUGGGAAUUAAUAGAUUACAUUAAGGGCACUGAAUAUACACUAUCUGGCUUACAAUUUGAUUCAAAAUAUAUGAACUUUCGAGUUCGAGCUUGCAACAAGGCUGUAGCAGGAGAGUAUUCUGAUCCAAUAACAUUGGAAACCAAAGCACUUAACUUCAGUUUGGAUAGCUCUUCAUCCCAUCUGAACUUGAAAGUUGAAGAUAACUGUGUAGAAUGGGAUCCAACUGGAGGAAAAAGUCAAGAAAAUAAAGUAAAAGGAAAAGAAAAUAAAGGCAGUGUCCAUGUUACUGCACUGAAGAACAAUAAAAGAAGUGGUACACCAUCACCUAAACGGACUUCAGUGGGCUCCAGACCAUCAUCUAUAAGGGGCAGCAGAGAUCGUUUUACUGGUGAAUCAUACACAGUAUUGGGAGACACUGCCAUUGAAAGUGGACAACAUUACUGGGAAGUCAGAGCCCAGAAAGACUGUAAAUCCUACAGUGUGGGACUAGCAUAUAAGACGCUGGGGAAGUUUGACCAGUUGGGAAAGACAAAUACUAGUUGGUGUAUCCAUGUCAACAACUGGUUACAAAGCACCUUUGCAGCAAAGCAUAACAAUAAAGCCAAAGCUUUAGAUGUGAUUGUUCCUGAAAGGAUAGGAGUGUUUUGUGAUUUUGAUGGAGGUCAACUGUCCUUUUACAAUGCAGCCUCAAAGCAAUUAUUGUAUUCUUUUAAAACAAAAUUUACACAGCCAGUACUCCCUGGUUUCAUGGUCUGGUGUGGUAGACUUUCUUUGAGUACUGGAUUACAGGUUCCAAGUGCCGUGAAAACACUACAGAAACAUGAAAAUGGAAUGAGUGGUUCAACUAGCAGCCUGAACAAUGUUAUGCAGUAAUAUCACUUCAAAAAAUGUUUACUUCUCUUUUUAUUUUGGUGGUUUUUUUCUGUGCAGUUUCUAAUCACAGAUGCUUUUGAGCAAUGGAUUAAUCAUUUGGGUUUGCUGCCCUCUGCUGCUUUUAAGGCCUCAAUACUGUUAACAUUAAGCUUCUGAAAUGAAGCUUUAGCAGGAACCUACUGUGAAAUCCCAUAGAAGAAGCAGUUAUAAAAUAAGGAUUGACUUUCUGAACAAUAGAUGAAGGUGAAAAUGAAAGUGUUUUUUUUUUUAGAAGAAAACUGAUUUUUAAAUUUUCUAGAUAUUUUAUUGUUUCUUCUGUUUGUUUAUACAUAGGAUUCCAAAGGCAGGAAUAGCCUUGGUUAGGAAGGUUUACCUCUUAAUUGACUAAACUAAUUUUUCGGCUUUCCUAUGCUUACCUUAAUUUUGUGAUUCUUCAGAAAAGAAAGACUUUUAGUUCCCAGACUGAAGCUUUAAACACUUUUCAGCCCUUAAAAGUUUUAUAACAUUUGAAACUGUUGGGAAUGCCAAAAAGACUCUCCUACAGUAACUUUAAUAUUUUUCCCCUUAAUUUGGAAAUGAAUGGGGUUGUGAUUUUUUUUCUCCCCUUGCUUUAUAUGUUGAAAAGAUCAGGCUCUUCUUCUUCCCCUUUCUCUCUUAUUUUGUGUAUCCAAACUAUCACAAUGCUAAGACAAAAUUUAUAUUAUUCUUAUGACUUGACACAGAUUGGACAGGUGAGUUGAUAAAUAUAGUUUAAGAGAUUUCAUUUUGCACUAGUUCUAUAAUCUAGGUACUUUGCGACAUUAUUGGGGUGACACAGGGAUUUUCCUCAUCAUGCUAUGAACUAGGCUUCCUUUUCUAGGUCAGUUUGGACAAUGGAAAGAUUUUAAGGGCUUUUACACGGUGUUUUCUGGUAUUAUUUCCUAACUAAGCUAAAUCUGUAGUAAAUUUGCCAUUGGAUUUUGAGGUAUUUUGCUAAUUUAAAGUUUUGUAGAAGGGUUAAAACAAUGCAUUAAAUUUUGCAACCUAUAAAACAAAAUUACUUGUAAAGGUGGGAAAAUUUGCCACUCUAGUUCAACCUGGUAUAAAAGAGGAGAGAAAAAUUAAUACACAAAGUGCAUGCCAUUCAUGCUUUUAGGAAUGCUGUACUUAUUCUUUACUAAAAUUAUAUUUAUUUGUGUUAACCAAUAAAAUAUAAAUAGCCUGAAAUAAUUUAGAAAAAGAAUCCACACAUCUCUGAAAUAAUUUGUAUUUGUAAUUAUUUCAAAUAAGACAGCUUAGAGACAAUUUUGGUGCAAGUUAUUUUGUUCCAUUUACUUAUAGUUUAAAGCAGGUACAACUCUUCAAGAGUUGAUGUACACAUAACGACAGCAUAUUGAACACUGAAUAAAAACUGUCUAGUGAGGGCAAUGAAAAUUAUAAGGCAAAUUAAACUCGAAAUAUAAGUCCCUGAGAACGAAAUAAAAAUGGCAGUAAAUGAAACAGUUAUAUGUAUAGUUUUUUAACCAUUUAAGAACCUGAAUAUGUGUUUUCCCUGUUUUUGAAAUGUUGAUUUUGACUUUUUAAAAAUUUCUUUUUCUAAUUUCAAAUAAGAGCUCUUUCCCCAGGAAGUUACCUUCUAUUCUUUAAACUCCUGUUGAUCACUAGAAAAAGCAUCAUGAUGCUUUAAAUAUAGUAUUCUCUCAAUAAAAGCAUAGUACUUACAUGCAGGGUGUUCUGUUUUACUAUCUAUACAAUGAAUGUAAAUGAAGGAUAUUAUUCUAUCUAGUCAUGUAUAGUGGUAGUAGAAGACAAUAUAUGUACCGCUGACCUGAUGUCAGGUAGUUUUAAGGAUGUAUAAUAGUUGAACAUGAGGAAGACAAGGAUAUUUUAAAAUGUGAACAUAGAUAAUCCUAGUUCUCAAAGCACUUUUCUUCUGGUUUCCUUCCAUUUCUUUCAGCACAAUUUUAAAAGAAUGUACUAUGCUUAACUUAAUUUUGAGGGAGUAUCAGAGAACCUUUGAACCAACAAAGAAUUCAGUUUCAUUUGCCAAAAGCAAACCCUAAAACAAAAAUCCAUUUGUCAAUCUGUUGUUUAUGGAAAUGGUUAAGUAGAGUAUCUUGGUGGUCAUUACACAGAAAAAGCCAAAAAUUCUUUUCUAAUUUUUUUUUUACAAGAAUAUCUCAUUAUGGUGAAAUCAUCUGGUUAAUUCAGUGCCUUCUAAAUUUUCCCAGUGCCCCACAUGGUUUUAACUUAUGGUACUCAAGCUAGGGAACAUUUUGUUGGAUUACUAUAAGGCCUUUUUUAAAAGGAUGGGGAUGGGGAGAAGGGUUGGAAUAUUUAAGGUUCUUGUACUUGUUAAUGUACUUGACACUCCUCAUGUCAAAAUCAUUGAGAGGAGAAUCUUAAAUUUCCCUGGACAGAGUUUACUAUUGACAAAAACUUGUGUAAUAUCUAAUUUCUCAGAGGAUUUUGUAGUAAGAAAAUGAAUUUAGUAAAUCCAAGAUCCUGUUUCCCCCAUCACAUAUGUAACACGAUUAUUACCUCUAGUAUUACCAUAAAAUGUAGAGUUAGGCUUUUGCUAUGCUUUUAAAAAAUUAAAGUCCAGAAUAUGUCUGUAUGGAUCUUUUAUGAGUUCUGUUUUAGAGCUCUUUUUUAAAUUGUAUGAUCAUUCUUGUCUUUAUUUUGAAAACUGAAACAAGACUGAUUUCUGUAUUGGAAAUGUGUGGGAGAUGAUCCGAAACUAAUAUACGAGGUAUUACUAAAUUAUGUUAUUUUAGGAUCCCUUAGCCCUCUGAACUUUUAAACACCAUUUCUGUUUUUAAUGAACUAGAGAAAGAAAUGAAGGAGUUGCCUUAAGCACUUUAAAUAAGAACAUUUCUAGAUUGAAAUAUGACACUAACCUAUGUUAUAUGAUUUCUAAAUCUGUGUGCAAGUAUAUUCCUGUGCAGUAUUUCAUAAUUAUUUGUGUUGCUUGCACUUUGUGAGUUAAUAUAAAUUGUUAAAGGAUGAUUUAGAAAUUCCAAAUGCUAGAGAAUGAAUAAAGGCACUAUUGAGGCAUAUCUUUCUGGAGUUGGGAUUUAUUGGAAGUUGUUACACUCUUUAGACAAAUAAACUGACAAUAGAUCUAUUUGAGUAAAGUUGGACUUGGUCAGCUUGAAUCCAAAAUGUAAGCAGCAUCGUUUUCCCAAAUGUGAUUAUCAAAAGCUACAAAUGAGUUUGCUUUUAUUUACCCAAUUACAAAAUUAAAGCAUGAAUAGUAUUCUUGUGACUUUUUAUGACUAAUCCUAGGUGUUUUAAAAAAUAUAAAUGAGGAGAAAUAAUUCUUUUAAAUGUAAUAGUUUAGCAAAGGUUGAUGUUUUAUCUCAUUGUUUUUUGUUCUACUUUUUGCUCACUCUUUUUCUGUAAAACAUGGUAUUGGUUAAUUAAUUUCUUUUUAAAAUCAAUAUGAAAUACCUAUAUUUCUAGUACUUCUGGAAAUGGAAAAGGUAGAAUUACACACUAGCUACACUAUCAUAAAUUCUAUAUCAGACGAAAAAGAAGUCUGGAUUUUCAGUUCAUAUUUUAGUACGUUUCUAAAACAUAAAUUACAUUACUUUUACUUUUUUUUUUUUUUUUUGGUGAGGCAUUUGGAGUUAAGUGACUUGUGCAGGGUCACACAACUACUAAGUGUCAAGUGUCUGAGGCUG
Dromiciops gliroides (monito del monte) is the source of this 5368-nucleotide messenger RNA. RefSeq names its product fibronectin type III and SPRY domain containing 1 like (gene FSD1L). The transcript has 14 exons. Bases 177 to 1703 code for a protein of 508 amino acids. Gene Ontology annotation, molecular function: protein binding. The record is from RefSeq and is a predicted model, not a curated record. NCBI's taxonomy places the organism in Eukaryota, Metazoa, Chordata, Mammalia, Microbiotheria, Microbiotheriidae.